ACUAUUUUGUUUUUAUGUGAUCGAAGAAAAUACAAUAUCGAAACAUUACGAAAGUCAGCCUUCGGUCUAGGCCCUUGUAUUUUAUUUGAAUCUGCCGCGCUCGGUGAUUUACAGAUGUCAGCCAAUCACGAACCGUAAUUUUCUUGUGGUUCCGAAUGAAGGUGCAGUGCUCGGAAUUGCCAGGCAACUUUACUACUGCUGGAGGUGUAGAGAAGAAUACUGCAACCCAGGCAUCAAUAAAGAUAUGCGAUGAGCCGUCGCUUCAAACUUCUCCAAACAAUAAUUCAUCACCUACAUCUUCUCAGAGUAAAAUUGUGAUAAACACAGAUGGAACAACAAAAGUGAGGAACAUAAAAAUAUUGGUAUGA
Gryllus bimaculatus (two-spotted cricket) is the source of this 368-nucleotide messenger RNA. Lineage: Eukaryota; Metazoa; Arthropoda; Insecta; Orthoptera; Gryllidae. The record is from the annotation of a GenBank genome assembly.